CGUCAGCUAGAAGUUAUAUAUGAAUGUAAAUGUGAAUAGAAAACAGAUAAUGUUGAUAUUUUAGAUUGUUCACAUAUUGUUAAUUAAAUGUUAAAGAAAAGUCUUUGAAAAGAAAAUAUUGAUUUUAAACCAUUUUUUAACGAAGCAGUAAAAUGAAUGGUUCUUUAUUUACUAUUUUAUUGCUCGCCGGAUUCUGCGCUGGACAAUUAUUGGAUGUUGAUCCUGCUGUUAAUUUGGAUACGCCUGGACUGAUAAGACAAGCUGGAUAUCCGGCCGAGGCACAUGUUGCAGAGACGGAAGAUGGUUUUUUAUUAACAAUGCAUCGUAUUCCUGGACCUGAAGGAUCAACCCCUGUGUUUGUACAACACGGUUUGCUGGGCAGUUCUGCUGAUUGGGUUAUCACUGGAAGGGGCAAAGCCCUCGGUUUUAUCCUUGCGGAUUUAGGAUAUGAUGUCUGGAUGGGAAAUAUGCGUGGAAAUACUUAUUCCAGAUCCCACAAAACUAUUCCCGUAACAGAUUCAAGAUUUUGGGACUUUAGUUUUCACGAGGUGGGCCUUUACGAUUUGCCAGCGAUGAUAUCUUACGUAACAAAAAAGAAAAAUCAGAGUUUGAUAUAUAUUGGUCAUUCAAUGGGUACAACUGCAUUUUACGUAAUGGCUACACAAAGACCUGACAUGAAUUCAAAUGUACGAGUAAUGUUCAGCCUCGCUCCAGUUGCUUUUAUGAGACACAUAAAAAGUCCAAUUAGGAUCCUGGCACCUCUUGCAAAUGAAAUUGAGCUGAUAGCGCAAUUUCUUGGAAAGAACGAAUUUCUUCCUCAAAAUAGAGUUUUAAGAUUGCUCGCGAAAUUCGGAUGCGACCUUGACACUCUCGAAGAAGAAAUAUGUACUAAUGCAAUGUUUGUUAUAUUUGGAUUUGAUGCGGGUGAAUUUAAUAUGACUCUCUUGCCAGUGAUUUUAGCCCACACACCUGCUGGAACCUCGACUAAAUCGCUAACUCAUUUUGCCCAAGAGGUGAUUUCUGAUAGAUUCCGACCUUAUGAUUAUGGAAUGUUAAGAAAUAUAAGAAUUUAUAAUAGCACUGUGCCUCCAGAUUACGAUUUAUCGAAGAUCGAAAUUCCCAUCGCACUUUUUUAUGGUGACAAUGAUUGGUUGGCCAGUACAGCGGACGUGGAUAGAUUGUACCAGCAACUGCCUAAGGCUUUAGGCAAAUUCAGAAUCGAUUAUCCAAAAUUCAAUCAUCUCGAUUUUAUGUGGGCUAUCGACGCCCCGAAACUUGUAUACAAAAAAAUGAUUUCCAUGAUGGAAAAGUUCAAAAAGUAAUGUAAAAGGAGACUGAUAGAAAAACCACUAUGCCUACAUUUUAAUACUUUAUAAAAGUUUUUAAUAGAUUAGAAAUAAAGCAAAAUAUUUGUAAAAAUUUGGCGAAAUAUUUUUUUUUU
This is a messenger RNA of Belonocnema kinseyi, 1441 nucleotides long. Its product is annotated as lipase 3-like. The record is from RefSeq and is a predicted model, not a curated record. The transcript has 8 exons. Gene Ontology annotation, biological process: lipid metabolic process. NCBI's taxonomy places the organism in Eukaryota, Metazoa, Arthropoda, Insecta, Hymenoptera, Cynipidae. Gene Ontology annotation, molecular function: hydrolase activity, acting on ester bonds. The coding region runs from base 153 to 1322 and encodes 389 amino acids.